This is a messenger RNA of Kuraishia capsulata CBS 1993, 843 nucleotides long. RefSeq lists its product as uncharacterized. NCBI's taxonomy places the organism in Eukaryota, Fungi, Ascomycota, Pichiomycetes, Pichiales, Pichiaceae. The transcript has 3 exons. Gene Ontology annotation, cellular component: CCAAT-binding factor complex. The record is from RefSeq and is a predicted model, not a curated record. Gene Ontology annotation, molecular function: RNA polymerase II cis-regulatory region sequence-specific DNA binding; protein heterodimerization activity; DNA-binding transcription activator activity, RNA polymerase II-specific. The coding region runs from base 1 to 843 and encodes 280 amino acids. Gene Ontology annotation, biological process: regulation of transcription by RNA polymerase II.
AUGGGGUCCUCCGAUAGCGACGACAGUGGAAUCAACUUCGACAUAAAGGAGCAGGACAUGUACCUUCCUAUCGCUAAUGUUGGAAAAAUAAUGAAAAGAGCACUGCCUCCGCAGGGGAAACUGUCCAAGGAGUCCAGAGAAGCUGUUCAAGAAUGCGUGAGCGAGUUCAUCUCGUUCAUCACUUCCCAAGCUGCUGAAAAAUGCUCGAUUGAAAAAAGAAAAACUCUUAAUGGUGAGGAUAUAUUACAUGCCAUGAAUUCAUUGGGGUUCGAGCACUACGCAGCUGCUCUGAAGAUCCAUCUGGCAAAGUAUAGACAGCUAGAAACUUCGAUGACAGAAAAGAAAAGGGCGGCCUAUUUGAGAAAGAAACAAUUAUACAAAGAACAACGCGAGAGGGACGAACGCGAAAAGAGUAUGGCUGGGGAUGUCUAUAAUUCCUCCUCGCCCUCAUCUUCUGUUUUCCAGGAGAAGACAGAGUUUCCAAUGAGUCUAUCAGGCUCAGAUAAUCCAUAUGUACUAUCUCAUGGUGAAAUUUCACCGGAAGGCACACCUAUUCUCGAGGAAACAGAAAGUCAACCUAAGACGAACUCAGUCUUUCGUCCUUACUCUUCAAUGUCCGCGACAGAAUUUUCAAAUCCUUUUUUGAUGUCAGAACUGGCAGUUGGAGACAAAAUGCAGCCAUCGGAAGAAUUUUUUGCACAGCGAAUAAAAGUUGACCCGGCAAAUGAUAAUGGGGAGGAGAGCAAUGACAGUGGAGGCAGCUCCAGCUCCAAAGGAAAGUCAAGCGGGUCCCAACAUGGCUCGCAAUAUUUUGACCUUCUGAAUUAUGACGAAAUGAUAUAG